ACAAAGAUUCCGAUCUGAAAAGAACCACCCCAUUCUGCGUUCACACAAAGUCCAGUUUGUGAUAAUAUUGCAGCCUGAUAUUUUUAAAUUACUUUUGCCGGCUACAUACACAACAUUCGAAAGUCAUAGACAAUGAGUAUCACCUUAAUCUUUCACCAUUUUGAAUCCAAAACCUGUGCUUUGAAUAUCAUUGCAUUAUUGAUAUUAGUGUUUACUUUACAAUCCAAUUUGCUUUGUCAUAGUCAAACUUUAUAGAGUGGACACAAAAUUGCCACCCCGGGCAAAGAAAUGGCUGGCCAGGUGCAUAAUGCGCCGAAAUUAUGUCGAGCGCAAUAACAUAUUACAUCAUACAUGUAUAUCAUUAUCUAUAUAGGAUUAUCGUAUGUGAUUAUUACUUUUAAAAGACAAACGUAAUAACAAGAAUAUCAACCUGAUCACUUAAUAAUUAAUAAUAUAAUUCUUAAUAAUUACUUAAUCGAGAAGAACACUUUUAGAAAAUUGAUAUAAAUAUAACAUUAAAACAGUUGAUUCAGAAAUCAUCGCAACAGGUCUCUUAAUUUCCAUUGCUAUAUUGUAUGCACAAAUUGCAUGUAAACCACACUUUCUUUCCAUUUACUUGAUGUUUCAGAUGAAUACUUCUUCAUUUUAAAUCGAAAACUGUUAUAUUUAUAACCCUUACAAUAACACAUUGUACAAUCUAUAUAAGUGUACAAAAGGAGUUCUAUAUUAAGUUUGUUCCUUUAAAGUUACCACUUACAAUAACGAUGUAUGUAUUCAUUAAUUUUCUGAUACAUUGCAGCGAAUAAACAGAUUGAAAGUGAUGGUGAUUUGUUACUAUGUAAUACAUCGUGUAUUACCGGCAUUAGUUUAGGAAUUGUCCAUUUACUAAUAAUCUUUAUAGUUACGAUGGUCAUUGUUUACUACUUCGUAAGACCAAAAUUUACAAAUAUUGAAAUAUUGAAGGAUACAAAAAUACAUAUACUGUGGACUGAUCGUCUAUAUUGUUGUCGUUGGUGCCAACCAAUUUUUGGAUAUAACAUCGUUUGUAACCCGAUAAAAGGGCAAGAGAGGGAUACCAUUUGUCGAACACAUUCUACAAAGAAAAAUAAUUAUACACUGAGAGAUCUCGAUCCAAUGGCUAUUUAUGAGAUAAGUUUAUCGAGGAAAUUAUGCUGUUUUAAGAGUUCAGCAACAAAAAGAUAUGUAAUUACACGAAAAGCUGGUAUGCUAAACGAUCAAGGAUAUGAUGCAAAGUCAACCAGCAUUGAUGUAUGGUGGACUAAACCUGAUUGUAUUAAUAACCUGCAAUUGAAAUACCAAGUCACAUGCAAUGAGUUGAAAACAGAACACAGUGAAACCGACAUUACGAUAAAUGACCUCAUUCCUGGUGAAAUGUAUAAGAUUGAAGUAUUUGCCAUUGACAAAGGCACAAACGUACUUAUACUUGCUAAGGAAAUUUCAACAACGCCUAAUAAACCAACUGAUUUGGAUUAUACUGCAUCAUCAAGACAGAUUGAAUUAAUAUGGAAGAUACCUGAGAAUGCCGGCAGACAACAAUUAGAAUACGAAGUCACUUGCAAUGAG
This is a messenger RNA of Ruditapes philippinarum (Manila clam), 1584 nucleotides long. RefSeq names its product fibronectin-like. NCBI's taxonomy places the organism in Eukaryota, Metazoa, Mollusca, Bivalvia, Venerida, Veneridae. The annotation marks the transcript as partial. The transcript has 6 exons. The record is from RefSeq and is a predicted model, not a curated record. Gene Ontology annotation, molecular function: protein binding.